UCUUCUUUAUUCCGAACAAGUUCUUUUUGUCGUUCUUAAAGUUAAUUUUGUUAACAAGCGCCGAUGCGCAAUCUUUAACAACAAAUUAUAUUUGUUUUCACGUGUUUUGCAUAAUUAUUUUGCCGUUGCGGUGAUUAUAUGACGGCGAACAGACCACUCUUCGGCUACCGUUAACUUCUCGGUCGCCAAAAGUGAGUCGGAGAUCUUGUGAGGACGGUCCGCUGCUGGAGGAGCAGGAGACAGAGGGCCAACGUCAGCUUCACGGCCUCCUCCUGCGGCAACUUCACACCCAAGUCGACGUCGAAAGUAUGUAUGUUGUGGUUCAGAUGUGUGGCCAAGAAGCGGAGCUUUGCCCCAGCGGCGCUCUACUAUCCGUUUGGCGAGCAGGUGUCUGGCGUGCGAAGCCUGUCUCAGUUCCAGACGCUGCAAGAGGAUGAGCAGGAGCUGGCCGGCCUGCGGGAGCUUGGCCUCACCGACCCCGAGAUCCAGCUGUGGCAAAAUAGGGAUGCCCCAGAAGUAUCUGAGCAAUGUCACGGCGUUUGCGCGGCUCCUGACGUCAAGCGGCAGCGCCUCCAGGCCAUCCGGGACAAGAUUGCAGCCCGGGCGGAGCUCCUAGCGCGGCCUCAGCGCUUCGCCGCCAGCCGGCCACUGUCCCGUCGCGAGAUGGAGAUCGAGCAGGCGCUCUUCCAGGGUAGCGACCGGCAAGGUUUCCUCGCUGCACUCUACCAUCGAGAUGAAAAUAACCAAGAUAGCCUACAAGGGGCGACACCUACAGAUCCAAUGGACUCCCUGUACAGAGAUCUUCUCAGCAAGUCGCCCCAGGGCGUCGAAGCUGCCCAAACGUUAGGCCUUUCUGCAUCCGCGCCGUCACAUGACUCGCGGCAAGGAGGCGACAGCCAAUCAGAGGAAGGCUCACCAGAACCGCCCGAGGACCAUCCUGCUCCCCCGCUGGAGAUCAGCCGUCCAAUCGGUAGCUUGCGCGGGGCGGAGGGGGCCGACUCGGGUCGGCCGCUCACUGUCACGGGGCGAGUGGCGACCGUGACGGACCAGGAAAUCCGGGAGAACCGGGAAAGUGAGGAAGGGAUCCGGAGCAUUCCGAGAUUCCGGAACUACCAGCCUGGAAAACCUUCGCGGGUGGUGUGCGUGAAGAACCUGAGCCCGCAUGCAUCAGUGGCCCAGCUGGUGGCGCUGUUCUCCAGGUUCGAGGGGGCCAGCGACAGAUCCCCGCUGCUGUAUCGCCUCCUGACAGGACGCAUGAAGGGUCAGGCUUUUGUCACGCUGCCCGACACCGAAACGGCCCAGGAUGCUUUGCAACUGCUCCAUGGUUACCGGUUGCUCGGGAAACCUUUGGUGUUGGAGUUUGGCCGCGAGCGAACGGAAGCCGACCAACGGGAAACGAGGACGUGAAAACUCCCGGCGCCACUUCGAACCAGCGUCUGCCCCCUGCUGUUCACGCCCAUUUGCAGGGUGCCGGUGUUCCGCGCCACCGCCAACGGAAUAUCACCGCUGCCGUCGCCCUU
Messenger RNA from Hippocampus comes (tiger tail seahorse), 1520 nucleotides. It is a transcript of the gene rbm41, whose product is annotated as RNA binding motif protein 41. Gene Ontology annotation, biological process: mRNA splicing, via spliceosome. The transcript has 8 exons. NCBI's taxonomy places the organism in Eukaryota, Metazoa, Chordata, Actinopteri, Syngnathiformes, Syngnathidae. Gene Ontology annotation, cellular component: U12-type spliceosomal complex. Bases 313 to 1407 code for a protein of 364 amino acids. Gene Ontology annotation, molecular function: U12 snRNA binding; pre-mRNA intronic binding. The record is from RefSeq and is a predicted model, not a curated record.